CGGGUUUUAUUACCAUUUUAGUUUGUUAUGGCAACCAGUUUUAUUGAUUUAAUAUAACCAAGUCAAAAUUUUUAUUUUUUACGUUUAAAAUGGACGAUAUUGAAGUGAUUUGUGAUAUAACCAAUGAAGCACUCUCGGAAGUGCCAGCAACAGUGUUAAACAUGCAUAAUUUAAAGAUGUUGUACCUGGAUAGGAACAAUAUCACCUCUUUACCUGAUCACAUCUUUGAAUCUUUGCCAAAUUUAACCUGGAUGGACCUCAGAGAGAAUCUUUUAACCACAAUACCAUCUACAGUAGGUUCCCAUAGAUGUCUAGAGAAUCUUUUGGUGCAAAACAAUAGAAUAACACAUUUACCAAAAGAAUUAAGUCGAUUGUCAACGCUGCGUGUCCUUCAAAUAUCAGAUAAUCCAUUGGUUUAUCCACCACCGGAGAUUGUCGACUGUGGUUUUGAUGAUAUCAUGCUUUUUCUCCAACAAGAACUCCUGAAAGAUAUGAAAGAAGUUGAAAGGCCUUCUAUGAGGAGUACUGUGAGUACCACCUCGAGCAGUGUCUUCACAGCUGAUGCAAAUAACAGAACAGAGUCAGGGACCAUUAAAUUAGAAGUGUUGCCGACUGUGCUGGAACAGAAUUUAGCUCGUAGGAUACUUACUAGUCGACAACAGUUUCUAAAUGAUAAAUGCCGACGUGAUAAGGUGCAUAAAGUAACUAAAAGUGAUUCCAAGACAUCUGUACAUUCGUAUUUUAAAAAUAUGAGCAUCAGGGACCGUUUACCGUCGCAAGACAAGAUGGAUGCUGAACAAGUCAAACAAGCAUGGCUUGAAAAACUUAGAGAACUUAUAAGUGACCAGGAAAAAAUUCUGCAACAAGAAAAAGCUAUGAAUGCAUUGCAAAAAUGGCGCAAGGAACAAAACAUAACCCAAAAACGUAAUUCAAGUACAAAAGUUAAGGAUUUAACGCCGUAUGACACUAAUCCUGCGUAUAAUGCAUAUAUGAGUAGAGAAGAUCCUUCUGAGGAGAUAUCAAAAGAAUUGCAACAACAACAGCCGGAAUGUGAUAAAACUGAUGUUGAAGCAAUGAUCAGGGAUAUCAUUAUGCAACUAAACACUGCACGUGAGAAUGUAGUCAAUGAAAAUAACCCGGAGGAACGUGUUAAGAACGCUGAACAUGAAUUAAACUUAGUUGUUGCCAUGCAUAAAAAGGUUGCACAGCUGCAGAAAUCUCACUUUUUAUAACCAUACAAUGAAUAAAUACUAAAUUUUUGUCUGAUA
This is a messenger RNA of Dalotia coriaria, 1268 nucleotides long. Its product is annotated as leucine-rich repeat-containing protein 27-like. Bases 90 to 1232 code for a protein of 380 amino acids. The transcript has 3 exons. Gene Ontology annotation, molecular function: protein binding. The record is from RefSeq and is a predicted model, not a curated record. Lineage: Eukaryota; Metazoa; Arthropoda; Insecta; Coleoptera; Staphylinidae.